Ustilago hordei is the source of this 819-nucleotide messenger RNA. RefSeq lists its product as uncharacterized. Gene Ontology annotation, molecular function: nucleotide binding. Bases 1 to 819 code for a protein of 272 amino acids. The record is from RefSeq and is a predicted model, not a curated record. The transcript has 2 exons. Gene Ontology annotation, cellular component: RNA polymerase III complex. NCBI's taxonomy places the organism in Eukaryota, Fungi, Basidiomycota, Ustilaginomycetes, Ustilaginales, Ustilaginaceae. Gene Ontology annotation, biological process: transcription initiation at RNA polymerase III promoter.
AUGCGGAUCCUAAAGGCGCGCUCUGCGCUCUUGAGCGACUUCGAAGUGCUCAAAGUACUCAAAGAGAUGGAAGCAGAGCAGAGAAACGGCCUCAAUCCCACCUCACACAUCAGCGAGAUCAACAAUGACAAAGAUGCUCACCGUCAGCCAAUAGCAAUGGGAGACGAAGAUGAUCUGUGGCUUUCCAAGGUGCCAGAGAAUCUGCGCACGAUUCAAUUCGAAACCAUCUCAUCUCUCAGCCAAACAACCCGCCCAUGCGCGCACCAGGAAGCAGACAACAUCACAGCAUUCCUGGACGAGCUCAAAGCUCGUGGCUACUCAGUCACCGACUCAGAAGCAAAGCGAGACUCACUAGGUCUGAAUCGAUCGGAAAGGCUUCAGAUUGUCAACCAUGCGCCACAAAGUGUCGUGGAGCUGCAUACGCUCGUCGAAGAGCUAGAGGAGCGUUUUCACCCACAUCAGAUCGAGGAGCUGAUCGCGCUAGUACAGACCUACCUUCCUAUCCACCCAUCUGCCCAAGUCAACGCAUACGCAGCAGAAGGACCACAAGACCCAACAGAAGCCAUCGAGGACGCUGCCCGCAACGGCCAUGCUGAACAGCCAGCGCACAUGACCGAAUUCACUGGACAGCUAGCUGCAGCAGCCGACUUGGGCGGAUCUGAUGCGCAUGGCCUGGCGCAUGUUCCACGGCCUGAUCCAGAAGGCCAAGCGGCUCAUCUGGAUUACGAACAAGAUCCGGAGGUGGAAAUGGACCAAGAUGACUUUGUGCACGAAGCGCUCAGCGGAGGCGGAGUUGAGCAAGCUGAUGCCGAUGACUGA